Penicillium digitatum Pd1 is the source of this 1038-nucleotide messenger RNA. Its product is annotated as tRNA 2'-phosphotransferase. Gene Ontology annotation, molecular function: tRNA 2'-phosphotransferase activity. Lineage: Eukaryota; Fungi; Ascomycota; Eurotiomycetes; Eurotiales; Aspergillaceae. The record is from RefSeq and is a predicted model, not a curated record. Gene Ontology annotation, biological process: tRNA splicing, via endonucleolytic cleavage and ligation.
AUGGAUCCCCCAAAAAACAAAGAGAAGCGGGGACGUGGCCAGGGGCAAGGCCAAAGUCGCGAUGUCCAAGUCUCCAAAGCGUUAAGCUUACUUCUGCGACACGCUGCGGAGAAGGAAGGGCUGAAGAUGAACGUCCAGGGUUAUGCGAGCGUGACAGACGUGUUGAAUUGGAGAAAACUCAAAUCUCUAAAAGUGACCUUUCCCGAGAUUCUCCACGCCGUCGAGUCCUCCGACAAAAAGCGCUUCGCCCUCCUCCACAUUCCAUCCGCACAACCUACCGAAUCCACGACUCAAGCAACAACAACACCAGCAACAGCCCUCGAUGCCGAGCACGAAGCUGUCACUAUCGUGGGUGAAACCCAGCCUGCGACAUCCGUCCUGGAAUCCGCCCCCGCCACGAGCGAAGCCCAACAAACAGCCACCGACCAAGCAUUAUCCGUGAAAGAUACCGACCCGUCGAACUUUUUGAUUCGCGCGACACAAGGUCACAGCAUCAAGACCGUAGAUGCUGCCUCCUUUCUCGAGCCGCUUUCCUUGUCCGAGGAAUCGAAACUACCCGACACUGUCGUCCACGGCACGUUCCACGCGACCUGGCCUGCGAUUCUACAAUCCGGUGGACUACGCUGUAUGGGACGGAAUCACAUUCACUUCGCCACUGGUCCGUCACUAGAGUCAGUGCUGCUUGCUACUCAUACUGAGGAUGCCGCGUGGGGGACUUCAACGCCCGACGACUCCCGCGUGAUUUCGGGUAUGCGACGUGACGCGCAGGUUUUGAUCUAUAUUAAUGUGCGCAAAGCGCUAAAAGCUGGAGUCCCAUUCUGGCGCAGUGAAAAUGGGGUCAUUCUCAGUGAGGGCAUCCCUGUUGAGGAGAGUGGGCAACCGAAGAAAGGCGAGGCACAGAAGUUCGUCGGGCUGGACUUUUUCGAUGUAGUGGUGGAGCGUAAGGUUGGGCUGGGUAAGCUCUGGGAGCACGGGGAGGUUCUGCAGGAACUUCCGGAGACUCUCACGAAGAAAGGGAAUCCCAAGGGCCGGCGAUGA